Callithrix jacchus (white-tufted-ear marmoset) is the source of this 5404-nucleotide messenger RNA. It is a transcript of the gene SMIM14, whose product is annotated as small integral membrane protein 14. The record is from RefSeq and is a predicted model, not a curated record. Gene Ontology annotation, cellular component: endoplasmic reticulum. Lineage: Eukaryota; Metazoa; Chordata; Mammalia; Primates; Cebidae.
AGCGUGGCGUAGGCGCCCGAAGUCGCUGGUGCCUGCCAGGCCUCCCGGGACGCACAGGACAGGUGCUAGUCGUGCGCAUGCUCGGCAGGCGGGGCCGCUGGAGUCUCCAGGCGUGGCAAUCUGUUGCGCUGCCGCCCUUGGGAGCCGGCAGAUCCGGGUCUCGUGGCUAAGAGUGACGUGGUCACUCGAAUCAAAACAGAGGAGGGGGAGGAAGCUGGCGGCCAGGAGCGGCAGCGGCAGCGAAGUCCGGAGCCGCCGCAGCCUUCCGGAAGCUCCAGGCGGUCUUUCUGCCGAGCCUCGGUCCCGGCCCCCAUCCUCCCCGCCCCAUCGAUUGUUGUCUGGGCGGAUUUAAACAGUCAAGUAAAAUCAAGCUGGGUAAUCAUGGCAGAAGGUGGAUUCGAUCCCUGUGAAUGUGUUUGCUCUCAUGAACACGCGAUGAGAAGACUGAUCAAUCUGUUACGGCAGUCCCAGUCCUACUGCACAGACACAGAAUGUCUUCAGGAAUUACCAGGACCCUCUGGUGAUAAUGGCAUCAGUGUUAAUAUGAUCUUAGUGGCCUGGAUGGUUAUUGCAUUGAUCUUGUUCUUACUGAGACCUCCUAAUCUAAGAGGAUCAAACCUACCUGGAAAGCCAACCAGUCCUCAUAAUGGACAAGAUCCACCAGCUCCUCCUGUGGACUAACUUUGUGAUAUGGGAAGUGAAAAUGGUGAACACCUUGCACGACCAAACGAAUGAAGAUGACCAGAGUACUCUUAACCCCAUUAGAACUAUUUUUCCUUUUGCAUCUGCAAUAUGGGAUGGUGUGUUUUCAUGAGCUUCUAGAAAUUUCACUUGCAAGCUUAUUUUUGCUUCCUGUGUUAUCACCAUUCCUAUUUACAGUAUAUUUGAGUGAAUGAUUAUAUUUUUAAAAAGUUAAUGGCUUUUUGUUUGUCUUAAACUUAAACAUUCCUCUCACUCUGUUUAUAACUGUGAUUAUAAUUUUUGUGGUAAUUUCUGGCCUGAUUGAAGGAAAUCUGAGAGCUCUGCAUUUAUAUAUUUUAAAUAGUUUUGAUAGGUUUUUAAAUUGCUUUUUUUCAUAAGGUAUUUAUAAAGUUAUUUGGGGUUGUCUGGGAUUAUAUGAAAGAAAAUUAGAACCACAGUGUAUUUACAUUUACCUUGGUAGUUUAUUUGUGGAUGGCAGUUUUCUCUAAUUUCUGGGACUGUGGUAGCUCUUGGAUUGUUUUGCAAAUUACAGCUGAAAUCUGUAUCAUCCAUUAAACUGGCUUAUGUGGCUAGAAUAGGAAAACAGAAAAAAUAUAUAAAAUGGUUGUUUACUAAUUUUAUACUCCCAUUAAAAAUCUCUAAUGUUAACAAAACUUUAAAUAAACAUGAUUGAUCAGUAUGGCACAUGAUUUACAGUCCAUUAUAUAACAUUUGUAAACCACUCAACACUAGCCUUACAAGGUUCAUGAAAGGAGGAAAACAUUAAUUCUUUCUGCCUUUGCUGUGAUAUAAUCUAUACAGUAAUAAUUGAAGCUGUAAUUUAUUUUUAAAAUGAGUGCCUCUUGGGAAGCUUCUUUUCUGUUGUAGGCUGGAUGUGGUGGCUCAUUACUGUAAUCCCAGCACUUUGGGAGGCCAAGGCAGGCAGAUCACUUGAGGUCAGGAGUUCGAGACCAUCCUGGCCAACAUGGUGAAAUCCUGUCUCUACUAAAAAUACAAAAAUUAGCCAGGGGUGGUGUGUAUGCCUGUUACCCAGCUACUUGGGAGGCCGAAGCAGGAGAAUCACUUGAACCCAGGGGGCAGAGGUUGAGGUGAGCUGAGAUCAUGCCACUGCUCCAGCCUGGGUGACCAGUCACGACUCCCUCUCAAAAAAAAUUUUUUUUAAUCUUAAAGCUAUAUUAGGGCCUGUUAGGUUACUGACAUUUGAAUGCCUCUUUGCUUAUUUACUCCAUUGAGUCUUUUGUUACCCUCUGACCUAUAAAAAAUUUUAAUAAAUUACUGGUUUACUCCAAGGGAAAAGGAGGAAAAUGAGAAACAAGCAUCUUUUCUUCACCCCUUAUCUCAUUCCUGUUUGCUAAUAGGAUGGAUUCAGUGGGAAUUAAUAUUAAUAUGAGAGAAAUUUUGAAAUAUAUAAAAAAGUAAAAGGUUGUAUUGUUUUGUUCAGUUUGAAAUAAAGUGAAUACCAAAAGCACUUACAAAUGUCUGCAUGGGCCUGGCAUGGUGGCUUAUGCCUGUAAUCCCAGCACUUUGAGGCCAAGGCAGGUGAGCCACCGGAGGUAGGAGUUUGAGAUCAGCCUGGCCAACAUGGUGAAACCCCAUCUCUACUAAAAAUACAAGAAUUAGCCAGGUGUGCUGGUGUGUGCCUGUAAUCCCAGCUACUAGGGAGGCUGAGGCAGGAAAUCGCUUGAACCCAGGAGGUGGUUGCAGUGAGCUGAAAUCUCACUGCUGCACUCCAGCCUGGGUGACAGAGUGAGACUCCGUCUCAAUAAAAAAAAUAAAAAUGUCUGUAUGACCCAUGUAGUUAUGAAAUUUUGUUCUAGCAAAUGAUUGCAGAUGAUUUAUGGGGGCUAGAAGAUACUUUGCUGUCAAGGUAAAGUUUUUUUUUCCUUAGGUCAGUCUAUUCACUGUAUAGAUCUGGUAAAUUACUUGUAUGAAUUGAAUAAAUUCUCUGUAUCAUUGUAUUGUUUAAUAGUCUCUCAUACAAUUGUGAUACUCAUAAGGUAUUUUCCCCCUUUAUUAUGAUUACAUUCUAGACCAUAAACAUUGUAAGGGCAUUUUUUCAUUAUAGAAUCUAAUAUCGAUUGCCUGAAUUCCUCCUUAUACAUCUUGGCUUUGUGCUCAAUUUCUUGAAAUGAUAUAACCAACUCUAAAUUACUUGUGUUAAUAGAUGGGUAAGUUAAAUCCUGGAUAAAUGAACCCCACAGAAUAAAGGUUUUUCCUCUUGCUGGGGCCUACUGGAAGCCUUCCUAACUUUAUAGCUGGUAAAGUAGAGUAGAAAGAGCCAGAGUGGCUUAAGAUAGAGCUAAAUCCCUAUAGGAUUCCAUUUUCUGCCUUUGCCUCUUGAACUUUGAAGGCUUGCCCAUAUAUCCUAACAAUCUGUUCUCUGAGCUGCUAGAAGGCCAAUCCCUGAUAAGAGAUACUGAUGUAUUGAUGUAGUCACUGAAUCUGUGGCUCACAAAUCAUUGAUAAUUGGCUUUGGGGGCUGGGUGCAGUGACUCAUGCCUGUAAUCCCAACACUUUUGGAAGGCUGAGGCGAGUGGAUCACUUGAGGUCAGGAGUUUGAGACCAGCCUGGCCAACAUGGUGAAAACUUAUCUCUACAAAAAAUACAAAAAUUAGCUGGGUUUGAUGGCAGCUGCCUGUAGUCUCUGCUACUUGGGAGGCCGAAGCAGUAGAAUCACUUAAGCCCGGGAGGCAGAGGUUGCAGUGAGCCAAGAUCACGCCACUGCACUCCAGCCUUAGUGACAGAAUGAGACCCUGUCUUAAAAAAUAAGAAUUGGCUUUAGUCGAAGAAGUGGCUGAAACUUGAAUACAGAAUGUCUCGUAUUAGACACCUGAAAAUCUGAAUUCUUUGUUGUUGUUUUGAGAUGAAGUUUUGCUCUUUCACCCAGGCUGGAGUGAAGUGCUACGAUAUUGGCUCACUGCAACCUCCACCUCCUGGUUCAAGUGAUUUUCCUUCCUCAGCCUCCUGAGUAGCUGGGAUUAUAGGUGCCCACCACCAUGCCUGGCCAAUUUUUGUAUUUUUAGUAGAGAUGGGGUUUUGUCAUGUAGGCCAGCCUGGUCUUGAACUCCUGACCUCAGGUGAUCCACUCACCUUGACCUCCCAAAGUGCUAGAAUUACAGACAUGAGCCACUGCGCCCAGCUGGAAAGUCUGGCUUCUUAUUCCUAGUUCUUCAUUUCUGUCACAUGCACUUAAUUGACAUUAUGUCUACAUAUAUUAGCCUUUUCCUACAUGAACCACGUAUUUACUUAGUAACCAGUGUUCUUAAUGAAGUAUUUAGUCUUGGAUUUCUUGUAAAAUUUCUCUGCAUUCCUGAGACAGUGUACUAUAUAUAAAAUAUUCUUGUUGACCUAGUAAUUUAUAUCGUUCAAGCUUCUACCUGUGGCCUUUUUAUUGAGCACACUCUUAAUCAUCAUUUGGCUUGUAAACAUUCACCUGAACUGUGACUACAAUUGUUUUUAAAUAAUCUGGGAAAAAGGAAAGAUAAAGCUUACAUUUUCACAGUUUUGGCUCUUAAACACAUUCCACAAAUGUCAUUAAAAAUUUGUUUUAGGUCAGUCAUGGUGGUUUAUGCCUAUAAUCCCAGCAGUUUGGAGGCUGAGGCAGGAGAAUUGCUUGAGCCCAAGAGUUUGAGACUAGCCUGGGCAAUAUAGCAAGACUCUGUCUCUACUAAAAAAAAAAAAAAAAAAUUUUGUUUUAGAGUCAUUUAAUGUAUUUUUAUGCACAAAAAUUGUGGGAGGUUUUGUUUUUGUUUUUUGCUUUCCAUGUGGGAAGGUUAACUUUGGAACUGUUUCUAGUAAAAGAUUUUUUUCAGAUUGGGUGUGGUGGCUCAUGCCUGUAAUCCCAGCACUUUGGGAAGCCAAGGCAGUUGGAUUACCUGAGGUUAGGAGUUCAAGACCAGCCUGGCCAACAUGGAAAAACGCCAUCUCUACUAAAAAUACAAAAGCAGCCAGCUGUGCUGGUACAUGCCUGUAAUCCCAGCUACUUGGGAGGCUGAGGCAAGAGAAUCACUUGAACCUGGGAGGCCUGGAGGUUGCAGUGAGCCAAGAUCAUGCCAUUGCAUUCCAUCCUGGGCAACAAGAGUGAAACUUUGUCUCAAAAAAGAAAAAGAAAAAAAAAGAAUUUUCUUCAUGUUAUCUAUCCAAGCACUGUCCCAUGGUCAGCAAGUCAUAUUUUACAAUGUGGAUUUUCCAAAAUAAUUAUUGAGUACAGCUAUUGUAUGGCUUCUUUUAGUGUCUCUCUGUUAUGUGGUAGUGUUUAUGGAAUUACCAAUAUCUUAAAUUUUCAAAGGAACCUUGGAAGUCUAUCACUCUAAAUGAAAGUCUGUCACUCUACAUAAAUAUGUGCUCAAAUUUGACCAAUUCAGUUUAAGACACAAAAUGGUAAUUUGAAGAACAAAAAAUGAAGAGUUUACAAUUAAUGGGUUAAAUUUUUGUUGUUGCAAUAGUAAGUUUAGUCUUCUUUUAAUAUUUCUAAAUGAAAAACGAUAGGUAUUUGUUACCAUGUGUGAAGAUUACUUUGUUAAAAGCAAAGUGUGAUGUGCUAAAUGUUAAUUACUGUUUUUAUAUGUUUAAAUCAUGCCAAACAAAUCAUGUCUGUGCCAUCCAGGGUCUAUUGUUAGUCUUUUUCUGAGUACUUGGAUUGGGGUAAAGGGCUUGUACUAUGCACUUUUUAUUAAUGAAUAAAUAGAAAACGUUAGUAACA